Messenger RNA from Belonocnema kinseyi, 8398 nucleotides. It is a transcript of the gene Epg5, whose product is annotated as ectopic P granules protein 5 homolog. The transcript is spliced from 21 exons. Gene Ontology annotation, cellular component: cytoplasm. The record is from RefSeq and is a predicted model, not a curated record. Lineage: Eukaryota; Metazoa; Arthropoda; Insecta; Hymenoptera; Cynipidae. The coding region runs from base 386 to 8065 and encodes 2559 amino acids. Gene Ontology annotation, biological process: autophagosome maturation.
AUUGUGCUUCAUUUGAGACAAGAAAGACAAACUACGCUAAAUAAACGAUAAAGUGCAAUAAUACUUCCAAUUGUCAACCAACACUCAUAAGUUUAUUGUAAAAUUAAAGUUAUCAAAAGAAGCCACAUAAUACUCGGUAUUGUAAAGUAUGCCAUUUGUUGUAAACAAUAAUCGAUGUUGUUUUACAAGACUUGACACGCGACGCAGAAUCAUAUGUGAAACCAAAAUAAUCCUGAAUAAUCUUCAGAAAUUAUAAGAGCGAUUGAUAAUGUCAUAGUUGUCUAAGAUUAAUUCCAACAAUGUGAUGUGAAAGCGAAUUAUUUUUACUUGUUUGCUCCAGUUGCUAGAGUUUAAAGAGAGAUUCUAAGCGCACAAAACAGAUACAAUGGAAAAACAGAAAGCACGACAGAAAAAGAAGAAAGACCGAAUGCGAGCCUCUCGUUUAGAGCGAGAAAUUCCCGAUGCUCCAACUCUCGAGGAGUUCGAAUGUCUACUCGGGGAAUCACCAACAAAUUAUCCUCGAGGUGAAGGCAUUGAAAAUAUGGAAAGCGAAUUGCAUUCUGCAGCAAUAGACACGGAAAUUUAUGAAAAAGAGAGCUGUCGAGUCGUGAUAAUUGAGGCAGAUCAGAUAUCAACUGGCGAAGAUCUUGAAGAACAAGUCGAAUCCGUCGACGAAGUAGACAUCGGAAUUCCAGAAGCUUCCGCACCAAAGGAAGAAAAAGAAGAGGAAGCACUCAAUUCUGUAGAAGAAAUUAGCGUCAACGUUUCCAACAUUCAGCUGACAGACAGUCUUCCAUCAGCUCCUAUUAUUGAAAAUGCGACUGCAAAUCCACCGCCACAGUUGGCUCCGCAACUUUUUCUCAAAUCAGACAAAUCCUUUCUCAAGCCCCGAACAUCAUCGCUUGAAAAAUGCAAAUCAGAUUCCAAGUUGAUGAGACCUUUCACCGAAAAGCAGCUGGCUGCGCUCUACACGAAUCAGGAAUUGUCCCUCGUUGAAAGUUUCAUCAACGAAUUCGUGGAGUACCAACUUCGAGGCCACAGCGUCCGUCAACAGCACCGCUUACAGGAACUUCUCAUGAGCUACCUUCGAGUCCGGAAUCACCUGAUUGUCAACUCUCACGAACUCGAGAUUCUCAAGAAAUCCUGCAAGGACAUCCAGAAGCAACUCUGGUGUUUGGACAAGGCCUCGAUCACCGAAUAUGGCGAGUGUCAAGAUGGGAAUCCAGUCAGCGCGACUCACGAGUACUCGGUCGCGCAUUUCAAUAAAAAAACCCUCGUCGCCCUAACGAAAAAUCUCUCGGCCAUCAAGGAAUCUUUACACAAUGCGCAUGCAUUGUACUGCUACGAAUCUGACACUCUGAAGCUUCAGAUAGAACAUUACGUCCAGAGAGUUUGCAUCUCGUGCAAGGAGUUUGCCAAUUUGGCCCAAAACGCCCCAGUGAGUCUCGAGCCAUUCCAGAUGGCCUCGCACAUGAUGCCGCAGCUCGUAGAGCUCAGAAUGUGCAUAUCGAUCCUCUUCAACUUUCAGAGACGAGUCUUGAAAGACGGGAAGUUUGUGACUGACUCUAGAGACUGGCUCACGAAAUUGGUCGCGGUUUUGCUGAGAGUCGCGACCUGGCAAGAUCAUCUCUUUCUGCUGAAUCACGUGCUCAGAUGUCCAGGUGGCGUCACAUCCUGGGCUCGAGGUUACAUCCAGAUUCCAGUUCCAUCCAGAAAUCGUAGACUGAGCACUUCUCCCUUGAAUGAUCCUCACUUGGACCACAUUGUCGCAAUCCUUGCAACUAUCCUGCUUCCAGUGAAAGAGAGGAACAAGUUUUUGGAACAGGUGCAAAUAUCGUUGCAGGACACUGGCAGUCAGCCUGGAGACACUGUCUGGGUGAUGCUGGACGAGGAUGGAGAGGAAGACGAGGACAUAGCGAACUGCGGAGCGAAUCUUUUCGAGAGCGAUCUCAUAUCACUUUUGCAUCAAAUCCCUCUCGACAAACUGUUUGAACAUAUCUUGUUGAUAGAGCGUCAGAAUGAUCAUUUCCAUCAGGACGGGAAUGCAGUGACGGAACAUCAUAUCCUGAGGAUUUUCGCAUUCUCAACUGUGAUAGUACGACUGUUGAAACAAGGUUUGAAGACUUACGAUACCCCGAGGUACAGGCAGCUGGCGAAGAGAUUAAGUGCCUUAAUCCGAGAUACUGUUCAGUACGCAAGUGAUUUGUGGGAAGCUUUUGACAGAUCAAAAAUCGGAGAUGAAUCAAUGCUGACGAGAAUACAGCUGGAGUAUGAUUACUUCUUUUUGAGAGCAACUCUCUGUAUUUUCUCCUCGCGAAGACUCGGCGCUUGGCAGUAUCUCGCCGCGAUUCCUUAUCAUAUCUUCACUUCUAGCAUGCUCUGGAAACUAUUUUAUAUACUCCACACAGAUUCGGCUUUUUCUGACAUCCCUGAACUCGAGAUGUCCCCUCUCGAGUGGGAAGCCGAGCUAAGUUCUCCAGACUUGUACAAACAGUUCGAAGAGAAAUUGAGCAACUUGCCCGGCGAUGAAUCGUAUUUUCUGUUGACUACUUUUGCCAACAUGGCGAUGGCGAGGUCGGAAGAGGAUUAUGAUUUCGUCAGAGCAACGACAAUAGACCUUUUUCAAAUUGGUUUCCUCAGUAAGAAAACUCAAGACACUUGUUCGAAAGAUGCAAGAUCACUUUUAUCCAACCUGACGAGCAAAUAUCCAUCACUUUUGUCAGAUAUUCUUUUAAAACUGAGAGACAACUUUGUCGCAGUUGGAAAGCUGAGUUUGUAUCUCUUCACGGAACUGAGGAUUGAGAAGUGGAUUCCUCAGAGUGAGGACAUGAAUGUGCUUUCAGUUUGGCUGCAUCAGUACCCUCUUUCAUCCACAGAAAGUCAUCUGGCACGUUUAGUGCUUUCGCAUCUUAAUUGGGGAUUCGACAAUAAUGAUAGCUUACAUCUGCCAAUUAGUUUUCAUCGUAGAGUUGCUUUACUCGUUGUCGAGCUCUCGAUGAAGUAUAUUUUAGAAACACCUGGGCAAAGUGUUUCGCUUUUAGCGGAGGGAGUCAAGACAUUUUCGUCGAUGGUGAGACCUCAGAGUAAUGAGCACGCCUUUUCUCUCUGGACUUGGGAGAUGAUUUCACGAUUGAGAUUACAUCAGUUGGACCAGGCGGAUACUGUCAGCCAGUGCUCGAUUGUCAAUCCUGGCGAGGCUUUUUCUCACGUGCCGGAUUUGGAUUCGGACGCCACUUUGGAAAGUCUCGUUCUUGCUCUCAGAGAGAAGCAACCGAUAGCUUGUUUUGUGGCACUGAGAAUGACACUUUGGGGACAUUCGGUGCCUUUGAUUUGUUCCAAGGGAUUUGACCAGUUGCAGAUUUUGCUCUCAUAUUAUAAGUACGAACAAAUGCUCCAGGCGCUGCAUAAUAUUAUUCCGCUGUGUCUCAAUUGUCCGGAAUCUCUGCUCAGAAAUGAAAAGUUCCUGGGAUUAAUGAUAGCUCUUAUCACUGCCGACAGGACGUAUGUGAAGAUGGCCAAAAAUCUCAUUGCUUCGGACUUUCCAGGCGUUAUUUUGACGCAGAUUUCGAAUAUGAUUGAGGCCCAUUUGCUGAAUUAUAAAAGAUACUGUUUACAAACGCCUGAGCCUUUAGUAAGACUGUGGUUAAAUAUUCUUGUACUUAUGCCAGACUGGAACCGGGAUCAAAGUGUGCUUUAUUUAUUAGACACCGUAAUUCGUGCCUCAUUUUUCUACACUGAUGCAAGAGCUACGACAGAAGUUAUGUUCCACAACCUCUUUUCGCUAACAGUUGUAAGUGGAAAUGAGACUCUAUCGGCUGGAAAAAAUUCAAGUUCCUUCGGCUCAUUUUUGAACUGGGCGACGGGUUCGUCCAAUUGCCCAAGCCUUUUGGGUGGAUCGGUACAGUCGAUUUGGGUAGCUUAUAUAGUUUUGUACACAGAACAAUAUGAGAGAGAAUUGAAAACAAAUCUCUGGCGAGAAAUAUUACGAGAAUUGUGCCUACAACCGAAAACUUGUUUGGACUCUGCCCUCAAGAAAGCCUUUGCGACUGUUAAGAUGCAGCCAUUCAACUCGAACAGUUUGGCAAUUUACCGCUGGUCGCAACAAGCUCUCGACACUCCGAUGGAUCAUCCCCUUUUGCCACUUUUGUGGCAGAAUUUCUUUUCUCUUCUUUUGGGUAGACCUCCCUCUUCAACAGGGGUAGUCGAUCACGGCGGCAUGGGUGCGAAAUUUUUCGAAGGGAUGAUAAAUCUCAGCUAUUUGAAGAAACUCAAGAAAAGACUGCACGAUACUGUCGAGCAUUUUCAAAUAAAGUCUGACAACGAUCUGGACGGUGGAAAGUUGAUAACCGACGAGAGACGUAUUUUUUAUCUCGACAUGGCAAAAUUUUACAAAACCCUAACACUGUGGCUAGAAGAGCCAAGGCUUCAGGAAUCAGGACUCUACCUUCCAGCCUUGCCUCCACAAUACAUGUCUCAAAAAUUAAUGCUACUUCUCCAGGGCGAAAGGAAUCCAUGGCUCGAAUAUGUCGAUUAUUUUUCGGUACAACAAAGUCAGCAGAAAGCAAUACAAGAGUGGCAGCACUUGACUCUCCGAGAGCUUGACGAGUCCUGCAAAAAAUCGAGUCAAACUCCAACAACUCCUUUGGAACCAGCGGAUCCUCAGCAGAGGAUAUUCCGAAGACUCAACAGCUACGAGCAACCAGUACCGCCUCCAGUUUUAAGUCGAAACAAUCCCGUGAUAAGUCCUAUUCUCAGAGAGAGUCUUUAUAAUUCGGAUUCGAUUGUUAAUUUGAUCAAACCACACCUCAGAGUAAUUUUGGAUUAUGCUCAGACUUUCAAUCUCAUGGUUUCGGAACACACGGCAGUUGAUUGCAGCUUUUUGGAAUUGGUUCCGAUACUUUAUAAGGAGGUCGAGAAUCAUGUGACUUUACAUGCUUUGUGUGACACGACAUCCUCGAGUCAAAAGCGUACAAGGUCAGGAACUCCACCGAUUGUACAUUGCGCGGGCGCUGCAGUCAUCAGAGUUAAGAUUUCAGAGGCCCGAGUGAGCGAUGGAGUGGAUCAAAUGAUAAGUCAAAACAGGGCAGAGUAUGAAAAUCUAUUGGUGAAAGCCAGUCAACCACCUCCGAGCAAAGUAACUCAAGGCUGCGUCAUCGCCGAUCAUCUGAUCGCACUUCUCGAACACGAAAUAAAUGUCAACCGCACGACAGAAAAUACAGAAGUUCUGCGUAAAGUUCAAGACAGUGGAGUUAAGUUAUUUUAUCAUUUAGUCCAAUUUUAUACAGAGGAAGCUUCACUUUGUCCCCCAACGAAACAACUUCUCACAACUUGCAUAGAAAAAUUAGGACAGCUGUUUAUCAAUGGAGAGGAAAGUCAGGGUCCUGAGCUGCUUAAAGCAAUAAUGGAACGACCUAAUCUCGGUGGACUUUUAGGUCCUCAUUUUACUCCAGUUGCCGGUGGCGCCUCCACAUUUUUACAAAUGUACCAAACCGUGGUUGAAUUGUCGACAGGAUCUAAUGUGGAUUUGUGUUUUGUUCUUCUUUCGAAGUUCGAUGUUGGAAGUUGGCUGAAUUAUAGACGUCCGAGAUUGAGUGAAAGAUCAACGUUUAUAGAACUAGUCUCAAGGGCACUGUGUAAUAUGGGAUUAAAUCCAGAGGACGAUAAGCAGAUACUACACGAGCUGUUUCGCAAUCAUCUUCGACUUGUUUUGCUGCACGAAUUUCCGGAACACUACGGUGAAGUUCUCAGUGUUAUUUUGCGAGGGAGCGAGGGUCAAAGUCUUUCACUUGAUGUUUGGCGUGAUUUGUUGGGAGCUUUGAGUGGAAGACCAAAAACUGCACCUCCUAUUCAGGCUUCGAAAAUCAGAGAUGAAAUUAGACGUUAUGCUACUGAGCAGAGGUUGCUUGCUCGUCAAGAAAUGCACGAGACGGCAGUGCUGCUAAGCAAACAUUUUAUGAACGAACGCCUGCAGUACGGCCUUUACGGUUUAUAUCCAAAGUAUCGAGUCUACAAUGAACCGCUCACAAUAUUUCUUGGCAUGGUGGGUCAUGCUCUUGUUGUCCAAACACUCCAGGCAGACAGAGGAUCACUGGCCGAUCAACUCUGCGAGAAAAUCUGGCCCGUUUUGAGCGAAAUGUUCGCCCCGUGGAUGACGCCCUACUGGACAAGAAAUUUACGAGAACCAACAGCAGCCUGGAUUCAACAGCUGACGGAUGAUCGUUCCAUUCUGCUUCCUUGGAUUAUCGCCGAUGGUCCUUACGCGAACAGAACUGUGGCCAUGUUCGUCGAAUGCAUUCGAUUCAUCACGGACACGCUGCCGGCCUCCAGCAAAAUACUAUGUUUCCUGUGGCAAUUCUACGUCACGAAUUUCGCUCACGCUUCGAUUAAGGAUCACAUUUUGAACGUGAUUCAUGGGAAUUUCUUGAGCUUGCCCUGGGAGAGAUUUUCGCCUGGCAUUGGCGAUGUCGAGUUGAUGAUCAAAGUUGUGGACCAGUAUUUGCCUGAUAGCCACCUAUUUCUGGGCAGCGUUUUUUCAGUUAUUAAUUGGCCCAUCUGGGUUAAUGAAAUGAUGCUGACUCAACCCUUGCCAGUCGCAGCGAGAAUGCACGUUUGUUUGCUCAAUUUGCUGGUAAAAUUGUCGAAUGAACCUAAUGUUCGACAGAAUGAAAAAGCUGUGCGAUUAAUGAUAGAUGCAGAGAAAUUUUCGUGGCACUUGAUCGACGCAACAGCUUUUGAUCAAGUAAUCAAUUGGCACGUGAUGAGUUGCGAUCCAAGAGUUAUUCUUUGUCUUGACAACGAACCGGUUCAUCCAAUCGAUACAGCUGUUAACAACUUAGUAAAAGUGGCGGCAGCUUAUGAUCCAACAAUAACCCAUUUCCAUCCAACAACUUUGAAAAAGCGGCAAAUUUAUGUUCGAUCUGCAGUAAAAUUGUUGAUUAAUUGCACAACGAGACACAAAGCUCUUCUUUCAACGAAUAUGAAAGCAUUCACGAAUGCUCUUUCGCGAAUGCUUGACGAACUCGAAGCCAUCAUUGAAAGCACUGUUUCAGAGUCACAACAAAUUGCGGAAGCAGGUCUUUUAGUAACUGAAUUACUACAUUCAAUAAAUCAGAGUGGACUCUUAGUGGAAAAUCUGAGAACUAGUUGGACCUCAUGGUUGUCUGGAAGAACUGGAAGAAGUCCGAUUGUUAUGGGAAUUUUGAAAGUCAUAGGAGUAGCAGUCGCAUCUCCUUCUACUCUUGGAGACAUCAUGGAAGCUGCUUUGGAAGCUUAUUUCAGACAGAACGUUAUAGAAGAUGUUCAGCCAACCUGGGCUGCGGUUCUGACAAUUUUGCAGUCUAUUGUACCUCGCCAACCACCAGUCGAGGGAAUACUGGUUGCCGACGGAAGACCUCUUUCUUUGUACGCAAUUCUUCUGAAAAGACUUCCAUCGUGUCGAGACAUCCGAGAAGAGGGAAUGCUCCUUACGAAUUUAAUUGAUUGGAUCACUGCUAUUAAGCCCAUGCAGUCUUUCGAGGAUAAACUUCCACUUUUGUGGGCAAAAGCCCUCGAAUUAAUAUACCGUCAAUGUCAAUACACUGAAAACACGACAAUCGCUGCAAGAGCUUUAAAAGGAUUGACAAGAGCCUUGUUUACGGUAGCAGAUGACGCAGGUCAAGGCUGGGGAAUCUUGGGAGCAAUUGGUCUCAGAAAAGGAUCUCAGAUUUCAAUCAGGUGUAAGUUCUUGAGCAGAGCUCUGGGAGUUUAUUGUCUCGCUCAAAUGCCGGAAUCAAAAUUGGAACAACAACUAGUACGAUUUACGCCCCACUCGCCAGGUGUAGCUCCUUUGAGAUCAAACGACUCGGACGCGGUUGAAGUUCGACCUAGUGCUGAUGCCAUCAAAGCUAUGCAGAGUCUGGAAGCCUUGCUUGUCAAUAAGCAAUACCUGGAGCUAAAAGGCGAUGUCGAGCAAGCAAUCAGAUUAAUCAAGGACUCUGCGAAUUCUCUUCACAAUGCGGUUGCCGUUGCCGGCACUCUCACUGGCGAGAUUUACAGUGAAAGGUAUCUCCACGUAUUGACGGAUUAAAUUAUCUAUAAAGUUGCUACAAAUUAUUUAAGUCAAGGUUUCCAUAUUUUUCGAAAGAUAAAUAAUUUUAUGUUUAUUUCGUCGAAAUCUAGUCAUUUAUUGAUAGGCCGCUAUUUCUCUAGGGUUCAACGAUAAGUUUUAGACAUUGUUACGAAGUCGAUGUUUCGCUGAUAGAUUUAAAAAUGGGAUUAUGAGAAUUAUUUAAUGUACUGUUAUUUCGAAUCUUUAGUUUGUUGAAUGUAAUUCACGAAUUAAAUAGGGCUGUGUGUUAAAAAAUAUUUUGAUACCGUGUAGGAAUCGAUACAUUAGUUUAGGCUCGAUUGCGAAAUUGCU